Molecule: messenger RNA, 1483 nt
Organism: Styela clava
Lineage: Eukaryota; Metazoa; Chordata; Ascidiacea; Stolidobranchia; Styelidae
Product: serine/threonine/tyrosine-interacting-like protein 1
Biological process (GO): negative regulation of MAPK cascade; protein dephosphorylation
Cellular component (GO): cytoplasm
Molecular function (GO): phosphoprotein phosphatase activity
Source: RefSeq, a predicted model, not a curated record
AAGCAUUAACUUAAGUAUUUUUUAGGGACUAAUACUACAGGACUACAGGUUAAACCAAAUGUACUAGUAUGACUAACUGUGCCACCCUGUUCAUAGGCAAUACUAUAAUGUGAUAUAACAAAUGUCAAUAUGGGGAAUGGAUCAUCAAAAUUACCAUGGCAUCGGGACAAUGCAAAAAAGACCAUGAAAGUCAAAGCUACCCAUAGAUCCAAUAGCAUGUCCGGUGCUGUAGAUUCAGACAGAAGAGGAUCAGGGAUGCAAAGAGCCAUGACAGAUGGUGCUCUCCAGGUCAAUUUUAAAGAGAGUUCAUUUCUUGAAUCUGUGGAUCAAAAUUCGAAUGGAAUAUCAUUUGAUUUAAAAAUAAAUGACCUCAAUGGUAACACAAUGUCCAAUGCAAGCAAGAAUACAGAUGGAAGCGGUUUGACUCUCCCUACUGUGCAACGAAAAAGUUCUGAUAUCAAGGUUUCUAAAUACAGAGAUACAAUUUCUGAUUUAGAAUUGUACAAUCUUAUUAUUGCUGAAACAUGGCAAGGCCACCCUCAGAUUCAUGAUACUGGAUACUUGCUCUUGCUAGAUUGCAGGGAAAAAUCUGAGUACGAAGCUGCACAUAUCAUCACGAGUCGCCAUCAUUCAGCUUUGUAUUCAGAAUAUGGACUACUCAUGCCAAGUCAACUCAAGCUUUUUCAGAUUAUUAUUUUGUACAGCAAUUCAUCUUCCUGCAAAAAUAUUCUGGAGAUAAGUAAGAAAUUAUCAGAAGAUGAAGUUGAACAUUUUCUUCUACAAAGCGGUUCAUCACAAUUUUUUGAAAAAUAUCCAUUUUUAUCUACUCAAGGACAUUAUUUAACCAGUGAUAUGAGAAACACAUUACAGACCAUGCCAUCAGAAAUUCUACCAGGACGAUUAUACCAGGGUAAUGCAAAACAUGCAUUAGAUUCAUACAUCAUAACAUCGCUGGGUAUCACACAUAUUGUUAAUGUCACUCUGGAACAUCCAAACAGAUUUGAAGAUACUGUAAAAUACUUGCGGAUUCAACUUGAUGAUCGACCUCAAGUUGACCUUCACGCUUGGUUGCCAAGAACCAGUGAAUUUGUGCAGUCAGCUAUUGGUAGAGUGAGUAUUAAAAGUCAAACAACUGAAAAACAUGAAAAUGGAAAAGACUCCGGUGACAAUCGAACUCCUGGUGAUGUGAGCAGUAAAAAAGAAGUAGUACUUGUUCACUGUAAUUUAGGUAGAAGCCGCAGUUCCACUGUAGUUUUAGGAUAUCUGAUGCAAGCGUGUAGGAUGACUCUGAAAGAUGCAAGUCGAUUACUAAAAGACUGCAGACCAACUGUCCGCCCUAACAUCGGUUUUCUUGAACAGUUACUGCAAUAUGAAAAAGAGGUGUUUGGUAAAAAUGUAUCUGAUUUGAAUGAUCUGCCUUUUUAGAUUAUAAGUACAGUUUAUUUAGGCUUCUGUUUAAAAGCCUUAAUAAAAUUUCAUAACU